GGAAAUCCAGUAGGGUUCGGGUUCUGAGAAAACGACUCGAUCCGAGUCGAAGCAGAUAUCCUGGAAGGUCCCCGUGGAAGACGGUGCGGCUGCUUGUCCCGUAGGUAUCGCCCCGUCUGACAACCCGCAGCACCUGGAGGACAAAGGAGCAGCAGAGAGCAGCGGGUCAGCCGCCAGCAAGACUUAGGCUGGAGAAGACGGCCUCCACCUGCGCCGAUCGCUCGAGGCACAGCCAAGACUCCAGCCAACCCCCUGACCGGGCCGAAGGAAGUCGCCGGAGCGGAUCGCCACGGGCACGCGGCCGGCGCGCAAAGGAGGGCCUUCCUCCGAAGGGUGAAACGGAGCGCUGCCGUUUAAUGAGCUGCAAGAGGGGGCCUUGCUGCUGACCGUCCGUGGAGAAGAGGAUCAAUCGUCCAUCCAUCUGGCUUGAUGUACAUGUUUCUGGGCAGUACUCCGAGGAGAGCCUACCACGGAAUCCAAAACGGCUGCCGGGGAAAGACCGUCAAGCAUGCCCACAGAAACACUACAGACAGAUAGCAUGGUGAAGCCCGGGGGCCAGGCCACCACCUUCGCCUCGGCCGUGCCCCUCCGCAUUCUCAACAAGGGGCCGGACUACUUCCGCAGACAGGCGGAGCCCAACCCCAAGCGGCUUAGUGCGGUGGAGCGGCUGGAGGCCGACAAGGCCAAGUACGUGAAGAGCCAGGAGGUGAUCAACGCCAAGCAGGAGCCCGUCAAACCGGCCGUGCUGCCCAAGCCGCUGGCGUGUCCCGCAGCGAAGCGAGCCGGCAGCAGCCCCGCCCUGAAGGCCUCCAACAACAACUCCAAGUCCGACACCUGCGUAAAGAGGGAGAACCUCAACCUGGAGGUGCUGAAGAAUAUCCUGAACAGCUCGGAGGGCUCGUCUGCAGGGCCGGCGCACAAGCACAGCGCCCGGAGCUGGACCCCGCAGCGCUCGGAGUCGGCCGAACUCAACCGGCGCUCCUUCGCCGAGUCCCUGAAAGUCUUCCCCACGCAGGGAGCCUCCAGCCCCCAGGGGAACAACUUGAACCUCAGCAGGCGUCUCCUGGAGGAGCAGUCCAGCGAUUCGUCCCUGCACGUGUCCCAUAGCUCCUCCGAUAUCCGGAGGAUAUGCAACGGCAAGUCGCAGAGGCCCGCUCCGAGCAGUAGCUCCGCCCCGCCGCUCCCACCCAAGCCCAACCUCGCGGGCUCCGGCACGCUCAUGUCCCCGGACGGCGAGGCGGCGGAGCCCGGCAGCACCGUCAGCCGGAGGCCCUCUCUGCACAGGUCCAAGUCGGACCUGAGCGACAGGUACGCGCGGGCCGGCGCCGACGUCGAACGCUUUUUCAAUUACUGCGGACUGGACCCCGAGGAGCUGGAGAACUUUGGCGUGGAGAACUUCACCCGGGCCAACUCGGACAUCAUCUCGCUGAACUUCCGCAGCGCGAGCAUGAUCAGCUCGGACUGCGACCAGUCGCGGCACAGCAACGACGACCUGACGGACGACGAGGACGCCAACGAGCGAGUGCCCUACGGCAUUUCGGCGGUCGAGAGGAACGCCAGGGUCAUCAAGUGGCUCUACAGCAUCAAGCAAGCGAGAGAAUCUCAGAAGGUGUCUCACGUUUGAGGAAAGAACCCCCCCUUGUGUAUGUUAAUUAUUUUGAAAGCAGUGUAUUUGUCUGUGAAUCUUGAAUUCGGUGGUGAAGUCUUAAGUUCGCAGUUGCUCAGUCGCUUUGCGUUCAGUGUGCAAUGUCUUCAGAACCUGCAUGCUUCUUGACAUGCGACCCGACUCGGCCUCAACUUAGACGCGAACCUACAACUCGUAAAGAUGGCUGCCAUUUCAAGCCCUCUGACUUAAGGUGACAGUAUUUUAGCUUUGUUUUAUUUUGUCCUUUGUGUUUUUUUUUUUUUUUUUUUCCUCUCUUUUCUUACGUCAGACAAUAUGGUGUGAGCUACUCUUCGUGUUCUUGGUACGACAUAACGUUGGCUUCCCGAUGGUGUCUCCGCGUACUGAGCCUGCGUGAACCAUGUAGCCAUAUCGGUGUACGAGCGACAGUCGGUCGGACGCGGCCGUGCUCUGUAUAUAUAGACCCCCGGGCCGUAGAAGCAUGUUGCCGCCCAGGCCAGCUGUGCACACGGAGCCGUGUUCCUCCUCCAUCCGAGCUCCUCGAUUCUCGCACCGGUGACAUGCUGCAGACAGUAUUGUACAACCACGAGCCUCCCGUACUUCGCGUCCCAUCCGCACCAUUUCCAGCCACACUCUUCCCAUCACUACACUCCUCUACUUUGUGGUACUAAAGACGGGACAUCAAUUUUGUCGUGUGGCCCCUGCCUCAUUUUUUUUUAGUGUUUGUGUGUCAAGUAGAUGGCAGAACUGCUCCGUUUCAUUGGAGAAUCCAGUUUUCUUUCCCCCCCCUUGUAAAUGCUGUAAGGAUAUGUAAAUAACUUCUAAGUUGUUACCAAAUCUGUAAAGAGGAGUCUGAUAUGCUAAUAAAUAGCUCUUGAGGCAAUUAUUCUUUGCUUUGUUUUGCAUUCCCAGAGUAUGUUUGAUAUUCUGUUGAUAAUAAAA
Scleropages formosus (Asian bonytongue) is the source of this 2566-nucleotide messenger RNA. RefSeq names its product family with sequence similarity 110 member B (gene fam110b). NCBI's taxonomy places the organism in Eukaryota, Metazoa, Chordata, Actinopteri, Osteoglossiformes, Osteoglossidae. The transcript has 3 exons. Bases 509 to 1624 code for a protein of 371 amino acids. The record is from RefSeq and is a predicted model, not a curated record.